Messenger RNA from Eriocheir sinensis (Chinese mitten crab), 2685 nucleotides. RefSeq lists its product as uncharacterized. The record is from RefSeq and is a predicted model, not a curated record. The transcript is spliced from 3 exons. Gene Ontology annotation, molecular function: G protein-coupled receptor activity. Gene Ontology annotation, cellular component: membrane. Gene Ontology annotation, biological process: G protein-coupled receptor signaling pathway. Lineage: Eukaryota; Metazoa; Arthropoda; Malacostraca; Decapoda; Varunidae. The coding region runs from base 253 to 1599 and encodes 448 amino acids.
CUACCACAACCAUCACCAUUUAUCUUAUCAGGGAAAGCUAAGUCGCAUCUUAUCACUAAAUCCUCAUUCAUGUCUUGAGGCUGUUCCUUUCAAACUUUACCCUUCUCAGUCCUGCAACAGCACCUCCAGACCAGCCUCUACGAGCUAACCUGUCCGUCUACCUGACCUAGGACACCUCUACCUGUUUCUGAGUUUACCUUUUUUCUUUACCUGUGAACUGACAGAGGGACAAAAAGAAUAUUCAGGGCCGCAAUGGGGAACACAACGGAGAGUGGUGAGCUGAACAAAGGCGUGGAGGUCACCUACCAGAUAAUCCUACCCAUACUGGUGGUGGCAGGCAUAGUUGGCAGCGUCGUCAGCAUCCUGGUGCUCAUCCAAUCGAACCUCAAGAAAGCCAUCGGUAACAGAUACUUCCUGGCACUGUCGUGCUGUGACCUGUGCCUCAGCAUCUCGUACAUCAUCAUCGCCGUCACAGCCUGCGGUUGUGACUUCGAGUGGUAUUCCUCAGCCUGGUUCUUCGCGCACUUUGGCUGGAGCGUCACAUGCACAUUCCAUGCGCUGGGAACCUACAUCGUCAUCUUCAUGUCACUGGACCGGUUCGUGGGCGUGUGGUUCCCACCGACGUACAAGAUACUGACUCAACCGCCUUACGACAUCACCAAGAGGCUGGUGUUUGCCGUCGUGUUGUGCUUCGGCCUGCACGUGCCCUACAUGGUGGACGCCGAGGUGCUGUGCGUGGAUCCGUCCGUCAACAAAACCAUGACCUACGUCGUUCAUGCGAAGGACAACUGCACCAGCGACAUCUACAACACCAACGACGGCUUCCAAAAGAGCUUCAAGGAGCCAUGGCACGAAGUGUACCGCUACAUCUACAACCUGCUGGUGCGCUGGCUGCCCUGCGCCCUGCUGAUCGUCCUCAACUUCGGACUGGUGCUGGCGGUGGUCAUCGGGAGGGUGAAGCUGCCCCGUUCCCGGGAUGAGGUAAAGGCCAAGGUGUCAAAGCUCGAGUCUCGGGCGAAGCGACAACUCAAGAUAAACAAACAGGAGAAGGUGUUAGUGGCAACAGCCAUAGCCAUGACGGCCUCCUACGUGGUAAUGACGAUGCCCAUCACAAUCUUCCUGACAGGCUACGCUAAGUCCAACGAUAAUCGCUGCACGGAGUCCAGCCCCGCGGAGACACUGAGGCACGUGGGGAACAUCGCCCAGAUACUGGAGCACGUGCUGCAUGGCGUAUACCUCCUCCUUAUCAACCCGUCCUUCCGACAGGAGCUGCUCUGCCUACUACAGUGCAAGAAGUCACCCGACGAUGGGCAUUCAAGCGUUGACCAUUCUCUGUCCAAUGGUAACCGCCCUCUCAGCAGAAGCUUCCGCUCCAUCAAGGCUUGCAGGGACUCCAUUGCCCACGGACCUGUGGUCGCUGACACUGUGGCAAAGGAGACUUCAGAAGAAUUAAAAUCACUCGGCAGAGACUCCUUAAAAGAGACCUCGGAAGCCUCUCAGCCACUGUGUUGUACAAAUUCAGAAGAGGGUUCAGAAAAGGACAAAUACAAGUCAUUCUGCAGCGACAACGUAGAAGAGACCAACCCAUUCUAUAUAUAGCGACACAUCAGAAGAAGAGACAGCAUAGAGUGAUUGUGGUCUAGGAACACUGAUCACUUCGCCAUGUCAGUGUCUUCUCCGGUCUUCCAACAGCCUCAGGGAUUCAGUGGCCCCCAUGCAGCAGUCAAAACCCCCGUCCAGUUACACUUAAGUAGUGACCUUGGAAGUGUGACUGAGGACAAGGAACACAUGUAAUUCUCAUCCGUCAGUGUGCCUUCCGUUCCUCCAUAGUGACUCCAUGGCCCUCAUACAUAUGCAACAAUGCAAACCCCUUGCUGCGAAAACGCAUAAAAGGAGAUUUUGAAGGAGCUUGCGGACCAGUGGAACAUUAUUUUCACACAAUUAUUUCUGUUUUCCGUUCUUCCAGCAGGUAAGGGGACUAUAUGGCGUCUGAAAAGAAGUCAUUCAUGCCCCUCUGCAACAAAACUUUAAAAGACUUGGAAGUGUCUGUGGCCUGGGUCUUCAAAUGACCACUAGCCUCCAUCCUGCCACCAUACACAACAAGAUGCCAGAUCAACCCUUGCCAACACUUGAUCCUUGCUGAAAAGAGAAUAUACGGGACAUUCAAGUAUUAUGCAUUUCCAUAUGGGCACUGGAGCUUCCUUAGACAGAACAUAUGGAGAAGUAAGAGGAGGUUAGGAUCGUUCCCCCAGCCCUUUAUUUAUGUACCUACUGUAUUGUACUAACCUCCUUGUACUUUUUUUUUAGUGAGUCAAGUUCGCAAGUGCCUGGUUUGAAAGCCUUGAGUUUUCACUCAUGUUGCUUCCUUCUGGCGGUGCCAAGCCGCGACUGACACCCGGUACCCAUUCAUUACUGGGUGGACAUUAGCACGGGUAAAGGCAACGCAUAUCCGUCUCCACUAUGCCCGAAAAACGAACCCGAGAUCUCUUGGCUGUGAGCCAAGAGGGCUUACGUGUGUGUGUGUGUGUGUGUGUGUGUCAUAAUGAACGUCAGCCGUAGUUCACAAGGUUACAUUGUACAAAUAAACGUAUCCAUCGUGUAUUACUGUUGGUUAUUUGGCAAAUAUUGUAAAAACAUUGAGUACAUUAAUUUUUUUUAAAUAAUAAAAACAAUCUUAAACAUGUA